AUGAAACUUUUUCUUCCAUUUCCUGAUAGAAUCUGCCUACUGAGCACAGACAAAUGGCAAGUACUUACAAGGCAACCUGAGGGACCCUACAUGUACAUUACCCAUGUACAGCGGCGUGGCGACUGCGAAUGCAGUGACGUUGCAGAGGGGAACGUCCACUGCCCCCUCUGCGAUGUCUGCCCGUAUGCAUGGUCCUGCUCCUGCACGGACAAUCGUGCAGGAAUUAGUUGUAUGCAUCGCCACGCCGUGAUGCUUCACUGUCAGCCUCCCAAUAGGGCGGCAUUUAGAAUCACUGCGGAACAGGCAACUGAGGAAGUGGUGGUACCUGAGGAUACCCCCGGACCAAGUACUGCACCAUCCUCGGUGGAAAUAAGCGCCGCUCAGGAAAGAAGGGAGCAAAGAGAUCAAUUAAGAAGCUCUAUCAAUAUGAAAGUAUCUGUGCUUCAAACUAAUGUGAAUGCAUUAGUCAACACAGAUACCGAGGAGGCAAAAGAAAUGCUUUUGGCGAUCGAGGACUUGGUAGAUGAAGCCUCGAAAAUUUAUCUGACACCUUUGACAGGGAUAGCCGUGCGACCAGAGCAAGCGAAACAUGGAGGGAAACCGAAGCAAUCAAAAGUACAGCUCUACACACGUAAGCAAAGCCGUGUUGCGAAAAGCGGUCCAUCACAUGACGGUUCUGGCAAUGAUGGCGAAGAGUCUCGAGAA
Molecule: messenger RNA, 705 nt
Organism: Ostertagia ostertagi
Lineage: Eukaryota; Metazoa; Nematoda; Chromadorea; Rhabditida; Trichostrongylidae
Source: the annotation of a GenBank genome assembly